Prunus armeniaca (apricot) is the source of this 858-nucleotide messenger RNA. NCBI's taxonomy places the organism in Eukaryota, Viridiplantae, Streptophyta, Magnoliopsida, Rosales, Rosaceae. The record is from the annotation of a GenBank genome assembly.
AUGUAUAGGGAGCGAGGGGUGGGUGGGUCGAAGACGACGGAGGUGGGGCCCGCCGUUGAUCGGAAGCGGAUCAAUGACGCUCUGGACAAGCAGCUCGAGCGAUCCUCGCCGUCCACUUCUAGGGCAAUCAAUGGCAAGGAUAAGCCGCUUAUCAUGGGGGGAAAGCAGCCUCCAUCUGACCACAGAGACUCUCGCUCUGCCGCUGCCUCUCUUGCCAAAACCAAUUGCUCCGAUGAGGAAUCUGAAACAGACAGUGAAGAGUCAGAUGUUAGUGGUUCAGAUGGGGAUGACACAUCUUGGAUCUCAUGGUUUUGCAAUUUACGAGGAAAUGAAUUUUUUUGCGAAGUUGAUGAUGAUUACAUACAAGAUGAUUUUAACCUCUGUGGGCUAAGCAGUCAAGUGCCAUACUAUGAUUAUGCACUUGAUUUAAUUUUGGAUGUUGAAUCUUCUCACGGUGAUAUGUUCACAGAAGAACAAAAUGAGUUGAUUGAAUCAGCAGCAGAGAUGCUUUAUGGUCUAAUUCAUGUUCGAUAUAUAUUGACAAGCAAAGGCAUGGCGGCCAUGCUAGACAAGUACAAAAACUAUGAUUUUGGUAGAUGCCCAAGAGUUUUCUGCUGUGGACAACCCUGCCUCCCAGUUGGCCAAUCGGACAUCCCACGGUCAAGCACUGUAAAAAUAUAUUGCCCCAAGUGUGAAGAUAUCUACUACCCUCGAUCGAAGUAUCAAGACAUUGAUGGAGCCUACUUCGGAAGUACAUUUCCUCACCUGUUCUUGAUGACAUACGGGAACCUGAAGCCUCAGAAGGCAUCACAGAGCUAUGUUCCUAGAGUGUUCGGAUUCAAGCUUCACAAGCCAUGA